Messenger RNA from Rotaria sp. Silwood2, 813 nucleotides. The record is from the annotation of a GenBank genome assembly. NCBI's taxonomy places the organism in Eukaryota, Metazoa, Rotifera, Eurotatoria, Philodinida, Philodinidae.
AUGUCUCGCAAUGCUUUAGUCACUGGUGCUGCACGAGGAAUUGGACGUGCAAUUGCUCUUCGCCUUGCCAGAGAUGGUUUCAAUGUAGCUGUCAAUGAUACCGCAAUGAGACCAUUGGAGCUCAACAGAGUUCGACAAGAAAUUGAAACAAUUGGUCGAAAGUCUGCCGCUGUCAUUGCUAAUGUUUCUAUUGAUAAAGAAGUUAAAGCAAUGAUGCAGAAUGUCGUAAUGGUAGCCAAUGCGGGAAUCGCUCAGGUGAAACAGCUUAUUGAUGUCACUGCAGAAGAGUGGGACAAUAUAUUUGCAAUCAACAUGCGUGGUGUAUUUUUGUGCUACAAAGAAGCUGCCAAAGCUAUGAUUGCCCAAGGUAGUGGAGGCAAAAUUAUUGGAGCUUGCAGUAUCGUUGGAUACAAGCCAUUUUCGAUGAUGAGUCCUUAUUCUGCCAGUAAAUGGGGUGUACGUGGUCUUACACAAGCCGCCGCCAUGGAAUGGGCGAAACACAAAAUCACGGUCAAUGCGUAUUGUCCAGGUAUGUUUCAUACUAUUUUCUUUAAAAUAAUUAAGUAUGUUUUUGCAAUUAAAACAGGGAUUGUCCAAACUGCAAUGUGGGAUAUGAUUGAUGAAGAAUUGGCAAAAAGCGAAGGCAAGCAAAAAGGAGAAGUGAUCAAAGAUUAUUCAAACAGGCUCAUAGCACUUGGUCGUACUAGUGUGCCGGAAGAUGUAGCAAACUUUGUAUCGUAUCUUGCAAGCAAAGAUUCUGACUACAUGACUGGACAGAGUAUUAUGAUUGAUGGUGGAAUUGAAUUUUCUUAA